Messenger RNA from Mycotypha africana, 1173 nucleotides. RefSeq names its product excision repair cross-complementing rodent repair deficiency, complementation group 8-like protein. Lineage: Eukaryota; Fungi; Mucoromycota; Mucoromycetes; Mucorales; Mycotyphaceae. Gene Ontology annotation, cellular component: Cul4A-RING E3 ubiquitin ligase complex; nucleotide-excision repair complex. The record is from RefSeq and is a predicted model, not a curated record. Gene Ontology annotation, molecular function: protein binding. The coding region runs from base 1 to 1173 and encodes 390 amino acids. Gene Ontology annotation, biological process: transcription-coupled nucleotide-excision repair; protein polyubiquitination; proteasome-mediated ubiquitin-dependent protein catabolic process. The transcript has 8 exons.
AUGUAUAGUUUUUUGAAAAAGAGAGAAUAUGGACUUAUAGCACCCUUACAGCUGAAACGAGCAGAAAUCACGAAACGCGCAUAUAACCUGGAAUUAAGUAAAACAAAAGAGUUGGCACUUUUUCAAAGAGGUGGUGUCAGUGCACUUCAAGUUGAUUGUACUGAGCAGAAAUAUCUUCUGACAGGCGGUGGCGAUGGCAAAGUCCAUGUCUUUGAUCUCGACUUUCAAAACCGUGAAAAUAAACGAAAUGAACCCAUUGGAAGUUGCGAACGAGGGGAUCGACAUAAAUAUGCUGUUACCUCAGUGUCAUGGUAUCCUUUUGAUACAGGAAUCUUCAUCACAUCUAGCCACGAUACAACCAUAAAAGUUUGGGAUACCAAUACAAUGAAGCCUGAAUAUGAGUUUGCUUUGGAAUCAAGAGUUAAUUGUCAGGCAAUAUCACCUAUAGCUUCGCAUUGUUUGGUAGCUAGUGCGGCAGCUGAACCGAGGGUCAGGUUGUGCGACUUAAAUAAUGGCGCCUUUACGCAUACCUUAACCGGUCAUUCUGGCUCUGUGUUAUCCUGUACAUGGUCCACGACGCAAGAAUUUAUUCUAUAUUCUGGAGGAGAUGAUCGAACAAUUCGUGUUUGGGAUAUCCGAAGAGCAGCAUCGUGUUUAAUGUCACUCGAUCAGGACAAUGCAGUGGAUCGAGACCCUUUAUCUGAUACCAAUUUCGCACAUGGCAGAGGAGUCAACGGCUUAGUGAUGACAAAAGAUGGCCAAUUUCUGGUGUCACUUGGGUUAGAUGAAAAGAUCCGAUUAUGGGACACAGCUACAGGGCAUAACACUUUUGUCAAUUACGGGACAGCAUUCCGCAAUCGUUAUUACUUUUACUUAACUGCGGCUAUAUCAGAUCAGGACGUAUGGCCUCCGCUGUUGUAUAUACCAAGUGAUGAUCGACAAGUGCUUCUAUACAAACUAUUAGAUGGCCAGUUGGUAAGAAGGUUGAAGGGUGCUUAUGGCAGAGUAACAUCGGUAGCUACUAGGCAUGCAUUUCAAGAAAUCUAUAGUGGUUCCAACGCCAAUGACAUUUUAAUCUGGGAGCCAUCGUUAGAGGGCACGAAAAUAUUGGACGAAUUCGAGGAAGAUGACUUAGAUGCAUGGAGUGCAAGCGAUGAGGAAGCGGAAGCAUGA